AUGGCAGACGUGGGAGAAAACUCAGCGCUCGACGACAGCGGGGGUUUUCUUGAAGGGCUUUUUGACAAUGAUUCGGACGUAAUAACCCGACGAAUUCCUUCCCGCAAUACUGAGUAUGCUCAACCGCACUACUGGCGAGCGCGAUACGCGGGAGAGAAAACCAUCCUUUAUGACUGGUACGAUGUUGACUUCGAGUCCUUCUGGCAAUCGCACAUUGCGCCUCUCUGUUCAAUAGAAGAAAUGAAAGGGAGGGGACUACAGGAGCUGGAUAACUCUUUCCAAAAUGGAAGUCACUUACUGGUCCAUGAAUCAUCUUCCACACCAGCAGUGCGAGCAACAGCACCAACAGCAGAGGCAGCAUCCGGAUCUGCAGAGGCUGGGACAGAGGAAAGGGCAGCAGCAGUGGCACCGCUGGUGGUGGUGGAGAUAGGCAGCGGCAAUUCAGAGUGGAGCAUGCGCAUGGCAGAGAGGGGCCUACAUGUGAUCAGCACGGAUGUGGAUGCUGGUGUGAUGGCAUCCAUGUCGCGACUCCAUGCCUCACAUCCUCGCUUUGCCGCCCAUCCAGUUGACCGAAUGGUUGCUGAUGCACGAUGCCUGCCAUUCCGGGGGGUGGUGGAUAUCGUGGUGGAUAAGGGAACCGUGGAUGCUCUGCUGUGCCAGCCACCUUCUAAGGAGUGCAAGUUACAGCCACUUUUGUGUGAGCCUAUGAAGGCGGCACCUUCAGGGAAACAAACGGUCAUGCCACUUCAAGUUGUGCUUUGGACAGAAGCUGAGAAGAGUGAUGGUGUGACAUCCCUUGCCAGGUCAGUGCACAGAUCGUUGAAGCCAUGUGGUGCCUGGUUGCUAGCCAGUGCCAAGCCAUCAGUUGUUCUGCUCUCUGCAAUCGGUCAUCAGCAGAUGAGCCGGCAUUCAAGUUCAGCCUCCUCAUCUUUACCCAUAUCAGAUGGAUUGGAAAGGAGAUUUUGUGUGGAUGUGCUCUCUGAGUCAUCAAAUAAUGGAGUCACUGUAUUGUAUCUGACAAAAGAGUCAGACAUGAGAUUAUGUGAAUCUGUGUAA
Molecule: messenger RNA, 1056 nt
Organism: Closterium sp. Yama58-4
Lineage: Eukaryota; Viridiplantae; Streptophyta; Zygnematophyceae; Desmidiales; Closteriaceae
Source: the annotation of a GenBank genome assembly